This is a messenger RNA of Rhagoletis pomonella (apple maggot), 1233 nucleotides long. It is a transcript of the gene ttm50, whose product is annotated as mitochondrial import inner membrane translocase subunit TIM50-C. Lineage: Eukaryota; Metazoa; Arthropoda; Insecta; Diptera; Tephritidae. Gene Ontology annotation, molecular function: phosphoprotein phosphatase activity. The record is from RefSeq and is a predicted model, not a curated record.
GCUGGGGUACACAAUCGCCGGACGUUGAGUAAUCACCUUUGGGGCGCAAGUCAUAACAUUUCCGAUAGAAUUACAGUGUUUAGGCAAAAGUCGGCUUGUCAGCUAUGUGAACGUUCCUAUUCUACAGAGAGCACAAAAAAGGCAGCAAGCCCGGAAAUUCUGUCGAAGUUGUUCCCCCAAACUGCACUUAAUGUUGAUGAGGAAACUGAACGUGAACGAAAACGCAAGGAUGAGGAAGAGGCAAAGGAAAAUGAAAAAGCUUGGAAGCGUAUGAAAAUCGGAUUUGGAGUUUUUGGUGGAAGCGGUAUAGCGCUUGUGGUGUGGGCGGUGUAUGAAUUCGGAAAGCCGGAGGUAGACGCCGAGGGACAGGUUAUUGAAGAUGAAUUUAGCAAAAGUCCUGCGGUUCAACAAUACAUACAGCGGAUGUGGAAGUCUUUGAACUACUAUCAAAAAAUGAUACAAGAACCGUCUCGCGAUAAACUCUUGCCAGACCCAUUAAAACCUCCCUACGUACAGCCGCCAUAUACGUUAGUACUGGAAAUGAAAGAUGUCCUGGUACAUCCAGAUUGGACAUAUCAAACUGGUUGGCGGUUUAAGAAACGACCUGGUGUUGACCAAUUUCUACAGGAAUGCGCUAAGAAUUUUGAAAUUGUGGUUUUUACAGCCGAACAAGGAAUGACUGUAUUUCCCAUAUUAGAUGCUCUUGAUCCCAAUGGAUGUAUUAUGUAUCGUCUAGUUCGGGAUGCAACGCAUUUUGUAGAUGGGCAUCAUGUCAAAAAUUUAGACAACUUGAACCGAGAUUUAAAAAAGGUCAUUGUUGUGGACUGGGAUCAAAAUGCAACCAAAAUGCAUCCUGAUAAUACAUUCAACAUUGCGAGAUGGUUAGGCAAUGAUGACGAUACUCAAUUGUUGGAUUUAAUUUCAUUUUUAAAAACCCUGGUAGCUGCCGAAGUCGAGGACGUCCGUGACGUAUUACACUACUAUCAACAGUUUGAGGACCCUAUAGCUCAGUUUAGAGAAAACCAACGGCUUUUGUUAGAGCAAAUGCAGGAAAAGGAGCGCGAGGAACAAACUAAGCAAAAACCAAUUGUGAAGAAAUGGACCCCGAGUUUUCUAGGACGUUCGUCGUAAACUACAUGAUCAUACCGUAAUACCAGCCCUUCCACUUGCUUUGUAGUACAUGCUCAUUUGCUAAGUUUUUAUUAAUUAAAAUGAAAAGUUUUCUUCACACAA